Molecule: messenger RNA, 882 nt
Organism: Vairimorpha ceranae
Lineage: Eukaryota; Fungi; Microsporidia; Nosematidae
Product: dna replication factor c small subunit
Exons: 1
Coding region: 1-882 (293 amino acids)
Biological process (GO): DNA repair; DNA-templated DNA replication
Cellular component (GO): DNA replication factor C complex; nucleus
Molecular function (GO): ATP hydrolysis activity; ATP binding; DNA clamp loader activity
Source: RefSeq, a predicted model, not a curated record
AUGACUGUUUUAUGGACUGAAAAGUAUCGACCUCAAAAUAUUUCGACAUUUGAAUCACUCCCACACAUCAAAAACUUCUUAAAUAUGUCUUCUCCAAAUGACUUUCCAAAUUUACUGUUAUAUGGACCACCUGGUACGGGAAAAACAACAUUUGCUCAUCUUUUGGCCUCAACUAAUAAAUUAGAACUCAAUGCGAGUGACGAACGAGGUAUAAAUGUAAUUAGAGAUAAAAUAAAAUCAUAUUCUCAAACUCUAAAAAAAAACAAAACUAUUAUUUUAGAUGAAUGCGAAAAUUUAACAGAGGAUGCGCAACAUUGUCUUAGACGUAUUAUCGAAGAUAGUGUUAAUACAAGGUUUAUUUUUACUACUAAUUACCUUUCAAAGGUAAUUUCGCCCUUAAAAAGCAGAUUAGUUAAAUUGAAAUUUGAAAUACGAUUUAGUAACACGCUAAAUAAAAUAGGUAAGGCUGAAAAUCUCACUUACGAUGAAGAUUUCUACAAAAAAUUGUUUUAUAAGUGCAACUGUGAUCUAAGAAGAUCUAUUAAUGUACUACAAGCACUCGCGCCUUUGCAAAGCAUAAAUAAUAAUACUAAGAAUGAUUUAAUAGACGACAUUAUAGGAAUUAUACCAGAAGAAAUUUUUAUAAAAUUUAAAAGCAUUACAAAAAAUAGCUACAAUUCAUUUAUAAAUGACUUUUUAUUUGAAGGAUAUUCAGUUAUUCAGUUUAUACACCAAUUAAGCGAUUUUGAAAUUUUUAGUAAAGAGAUAUUAAAAGCCAAAUUCAAUUUAUUGUUGUGCGAAAUUGAAGAAAAACUUAUUGUUGGGUGUUCUGAUGAAAUUACAUUAACCAAGGUGUGUUUAUACAAGAUAUCAUUAGAAUAA